This is a messenger RNA of Cuscuta epithymum, 525 nucleotides long. The record is from the annotation of a GenBank genome assembly. NCBI's taxonomy places the organism in Eukaryota, Viridiplantae, Streptophyta, Magnoliopsida, Solanales, Convolvulaceae.
GAUUGACCAUCAUUUCCAAAGGGGAAAUGAUACGAUUAUCCCAAUCGAUUCUGAAAUUCGAUGAGCAUAAAUGGAUUCACAAGACUCGGCUGAGUUUACUAAUACUACACAGCCUGCUAGUUACCCCAUGCCCUCAAUGAACAUGAACCAAUAUAAUCCUUCAUCCAAUUACACCAUGUCAUUUCACGGUGCGAACCAAUUCAACCCAUCUUCUGCCUACUCUAUCUCACCUCGCAAUAUGAACCAAUUUACGCCACCCAUCUAUCAUGUCUCCUACCAAGAACUGCUCAAUACACCCAUAGUGACCUCUCAAAGUUGUGAGCCCAUCAAGGCAUCAAAAAAGAGAGCUAAAAAUGCCCAAAACUCUAAUACUUCUCAAUCUUCUACUCCCCAGCCUUCCAUUAUUAAAAAAGAUUGGUCUAUUGAAGAGGAGGUUGCACUGACAGAGGCCUGGCUUCAUAUAUCUGUGGAUGCUGAUGUAGGAAAUAAUCAGAAGUGCUGCCAUGUGGAAUCGCGUCCUAGAAG